GUCGGGAUCAAGUCAGAUCUUCCUCCAAAGCCUGGUAAUAUUGAUGUAGGCAAAAGAGAGAGAGAGAGAAAGAGAGAAAGAGAGAGAGGGAGAGAGAGAGAAAGAGAGAGAGAAGGGAGAGAGAGAGAGAGAGAGAGAGAGAGAGAGGAAGAGCCGGGAGGAGGGGAUAAGGAAAUUAAAGCUCGAAGUCCAUGCAUAUUGUGGAGACGCCGGCCCGGGAGCCCCCAGGGUGGAGUCGGCCAGGGCUGGGCCUUCCCAAAAUAUGACCAGAGGUGCUUGGAUGUGUCGGCAUUAUGACGACCGCGUGAAGAUCUGGUUGGCCGCACCCCGGGAGAACGAGAAACCCUUCAUCGAUUCCGAGAGGGCUCAGAAAUGGCGACUGUCCCUGGCGUCCCUUCUGUUUUUCACGGUCCUGCUCUCUGAUCACUUGUGGUUCUGCGCCGAGGCCAAGCUCACCCGCACCCGGGACAAGGAGCAGCAGCAGCAGCAGCGGCAGCAGCAGCAGCAGCAGCAGCAGCAGCAGCGGCGGCAGCAGCAGCAGCAGCAGCAGCGGCCCCGGCAGCCCGAGCCCUCCUGGCCCGCGCUCCUGGCGGGGAUGGAGGGGGCGUCCGCGCCCGGCGCCCCGGCGGCGGCGGCGGCGGCGGUGGCGGCUCACAGACUCCUCUCCGCCUCCUCCUCCUCCUCCUCCUCGUCCCCGACCCUGCCCCCCUCCCCGGGAGGCGGCGGCCAGGGCAACCGGAGGAGCCACCACCGGAGGAGCCGCCGCCAGGCUCCGAGCCUCGCGGGGAACUCCGCCAAGCCCGCGUGGCGCCUGGAGUCCUGCUACCCGCCGGGCAGCUCGGGGGGCCAGUGCUUCACCGUGGACAGCGCCGACGCGGUGUGCGCCCGGAACUGGAGUCGGGGGGCGGCGGCCGCGGGGGAGGCGCGGCAGCCUCCGCCCCCCGGCUGGAACUUGUCGGAUUUUUACCUCUCCUUUUGUAAUUCCUACACACUCUGGGAGUUGUUCUCCGGGCUGUCCAGCCCCAACACCUUGAACUGCAGCCUGGACGUGGCGCUCACCCAGGGCGGCGAGACGGCCGCCGCGUGCCGGCAGUGCGUGGAGGCGUACCAAGACUACGACCACCACGCCCAGGAGAAGUACGAAGAGUUCGAAAGCGUGCUGCACAAGUACCUGCAGUCGGACGAGUACUCGGUCAAGUCCUGCCCCGAGGACUGUAAGAUUGUCUACAAAGCCUGGCUCUGUUCCCAGUACUUUGAAGUCACGCAGUUUAACUGCAGAAAGACAAUUCCUUGCAAGCAAUACUGUUUGGAGGUCCAGACGAGGUGUCCGUUUAUAUUGCCCGACAAUGACGAAGUCAUCUACGGAGGCCUCUCCAGCUUCAUCUGCACAGGGCUCUAUGAACCCUUCUUCACCAAUGCUGAACCCGAAUGCUGUGACGUCAGGAGAGAGGAGAAGCCCAGCCGUCCGCACAGAGGGGCCCCGGGCAGGAGAGACUCCUGUCACAGGACCUCGCUCACCGCGUCCUCGGCCACGAGACUGUGCCACGGCAGACUCAAACUGUGCGUCCUGGUCCUCAUCCUCCUGCACUCCGUGCUCACCGCCUCGGUGGCGCUCAACACCACCGGCCUGGGCGUGGGGGGCCUCCCCCCACUAGACGAAAACCCACCCAACGAGGACUGACCGACCGGGGACCUGCACCUCCAACCCACGCAGCCGGCCCACCAGGCAAAUGCACCUGCUGCUGUCCACCGGGGCAGCCCCUGGGUGCUUUGACCGCCUCACCCCUUCUCGCCAGGCCCCUAGGGUAACAUCCAACAGAUCACUCGGCGCCCAGCCAGGACCCAAUCGCAGCUUUUUACGGACUCCAAGGCUCUGAAGUGACUCUCGAUUUCUCACACCAUUUUCUACGCUGUGUUUUAAUGUUUGCAGGUUUUCUUUGCUUCCGUUCCGGUUCGGGUUUCCUUUCUUUUUCUUUCUUUUUUUUUUUUUUUUCCUGCACUUGUUAAUACAGGAUUUAUGUUCGGGGAUGGUUUUUCUCAGAGGUAAACUUAAGUCUUUUCACUGUCUGAUCUCUAACCUAUCUAUUUCUAGACAUCGUGUGUGUGUGUGUUCAUCAGAUAGUUCUGUCUCUACGUCCUUGUCCGUUUCUAUUAGAGGAAUUAACUGCUAUGUCCUCCUGGUAUAGCAAAACAAAACAAAACAAAACAAAAACCAAAAAAAAAAAAUUAAAAAAUACAAAAAAAAAUACAAAAAAAAGUAAACAACAACAACAAAAAAAAUAAAAAACGCUCCCUAAC
Perognathus longimembris pacificus (Pacific pocket mouse) is the source of this 2298-nucleotide messenger RNA. RefSeq names its product NALCN channel auxiliary factor 1 (gene Nalf1). Gene Ontology annotation, biological process: calcium ion import across plasma membrane. Gene Ontology annotation, cellular component: plasma membrane. The record is from RefSeq and is a predicted model, not a curated record. NCBI's taxonomy places the organism in Eukaryota, Metazoa, Chordata, Mammalia, Rodentia, Heteromyidae. Gene Ontology annotation, molecular function: stretch-activated, monoatomic cation-selective, calcium channel activity. The transcript has 3 exons. The coding region runs from base 263 to 1681 and encodes 472 amino acids.